AUCGCCAUUUGUAAACAAGUAAAAAUCGAAAGCGGAAGUGGCUAUUGACAUAGGAAUUGAAAGUGAAAGUGUGGAAAAGGGUUGUUCACUUGGUGACGAUUCCUGAAUAUUGAACACGUGGACUAUAUCUACUGCUGAAAAAAAGAAACGUUUUCAGGUUGUUUUUUUUCAUCAUCAGGAAUCUUAAAAAUAACAGAAACUUGCUUCAAAUAUGUCGAUGGACAUGAUGGAAGUGGAUGAUUCGAUUCCAGAUGAUCUGGAAGAGUAUUAUAUGGGAAAUGAACAUAGAGGACAUGUCUUAAUCAUUGCAAAUGAAAAAUUUGACAGUCCUCAGAUUGAAAAUCGUUAUGCAGCGAAGCAAGAUGUCAGAAAGAUGAAAGCUUUAUUUGAAGCCCUGGAUUUUAAAGUAACAUAUUUUAUGGACUUGAAAGCUCAUGAGAUGAAACAAGAAAUUGAAAAUGUUAGCAAGUCACCUGAUAAUAGGACAGCAGACUGCUUCGUCCUAGUUAUAAGCUCUCAUGGGCACGAAGAACAGGUAACAAACAGAGUAAACGGGGAAGAAGUUUGGCGUCAAGCUAUAAAAGGCGUUGAUGACGCUAUAAAAGGCGUUGAUGAUAAGAGACAUAUUUUUGUCGACAACAUCCUAGAAAUGUUUGACGAUAAAAUUAAUAAAGCCUGUACUCUGAAGGGGAAACCAAAGUUAUUUUUCCUGCAGGCAUGCAGGUCAGGCCAUUUGAAAGACAGAGAUGGGAUUUUAGGAGAGUAUGAUACAGGUACAAAUAUAAAAGUGUCAGUCACCAAUCUUUCCAACGUACAACCGACUACUGAUGAAUUUCGUGAUGACAAAAAAUUUAUUAACGCAGUUGAUAGAUUAGCAGGCUCAAAUCAGAGCGAUUUGCCUCCGGAUUCAGACAUCCAGGCCCUUCAUGGUUUUGCUCAACUGACACUCCAGGAACCAAAGGAUCAUGUUACUCCAAUCCCAUGCCCUGAAGAUUGCCUUGUUAUGUAUCCAGCCAUGCCUGGAAAAUUGUCUUUUAGAUUUGAAGGAAUAGGGUCAUACAUGAUCAGCUAUAUGUUCCUGGAAAAGUUUCGAAACUUACUGCUACAAGAAAAGUGUGACAUCUUACAGUAUUUGACAUUCGUCAGUCAUGCUAUGGCAAAAACAGAAAUUGAAUUUGAUCCUACAGUCGGGCUAGAUGCAGACAAACAAAAGAUGCUUCGAGAUAAUAUGCCCUUUAAGAUAACAGCUUGUCUCGACCACAGACUAACAAAAAUUUUGAAAUUUCACCCAAAGCCAAACGCUGUGUGGCAAAAACUGAAAGAAGAAGGAGCAUCAUUUAAAUUUUAGUGUUUCAAAAUUAAAAUACCGGCACCGAUUAUUACUACGGAGAGGGCUAUAGUGGAACCUCUUUGACCUGUCAGCCAAACCCAUCAUUCAGACCGACAAUUAAUCAGCCUCUACGAUAUAUGUUUCUAUAAAUCCUACACUCCUUGACAGAUUUUCUUCAAACUUUACUCAAAUGUUCACUUCCAAUAGUAGAUGUGCAGUGCACACAUCACUGCUGUGCCAGCUCAAAUGUUGACCUCAGCAAGAUAAUUUGAAGAACCUAUUCCACUGCUUUGCUGGCACAGGGUCAAGGUCACACAUGAAGGUCAAAUGUCAGACAGUGUCAUGUCCAAUCUAUAUUUCCAAUAUCUCUUGAAGGAUUUUCUACAAACUUGACUCAUUUGUUCAGGUUAACAACGUGAUGUGCAGAUUCCAUGUCACUGCUGUGUCAGUUCAGGGUCACACUUGAAGGUCAAAAUGUCAAACAAACUUGGGUCUGCUCCUUGAUCCACUUAUCUCUUGAAAGGGUUUUGUAAACUUUGGCUCAAAUGUUCUGCAUAACAAGGCAAUAUGCAGAAGUUAUACCACUUCUGUACCAACUCAAGGCCAAAGUCAGACCAAAAGAUAAAUAUCAGACAAUUUUUCGUCCUCUCAAUAUAUCCUAUACCUUUUGAAUGUUUUUCUUUAAACUGUGCCAGCUAAAGGUCAAGGUCACAUUGGAAGAUAUCAUUCAGGCAUUUUUCCACCCUUUGAAACAUUUGCUUCCAGUACUAUGGCUUGUUUAACAAGGUCAAGUGCCGAACCCUUGCCAUGCUUGUGUUAGAUCAAGGUUGAUUAUUAGUUGUUUCCACCUUAAUGUUUUAACUUGGCUCAAAUGUUCAUAUCAACAAGAUGAUGUACAGAGCCAAUGCUGUGGCCUUGCAAGGUCAAGGUCACUCUUUAAGGUAAAAUGUUUCAAUGAUAUUUUUGUGUCGGCAGAAAUUAUUGUGUGUUCACACUAUGAAUUCAAUAUUCUUUGAAAGACUUUAAUGUGUCAGCACAAAUUAUUUUGUGUUAACACAAUAAAUUCUAUACACUUUGAAAGACUUUCUAAUGUUUACCUUAAGAAAAUGAUGAAUAAACUUACAUAAAGAUACAUGUAUGUGUAAAUGAAAUGGUAGGGCUCUAAUGGUCACUUCUGUGACAGCUAUAAUUUUGUACUGAUUUAGAACAAUGUUUUUUGUUUUGAGAAGCAUUGCAAUAUUUGAAUUAUUAAUUCAGGUGCCAAACUGCCUUCAAUCAAUUAAGCAUUGCAAUAUUUCAUUUGUUUUUUAGCUUACCUGUCACAAAGUGACAGGGUGAGCUUUUGUGAUCGCUUUUCGUUCGGUGUCCGUCUGUCCGUAAACUUUUGCUUCAAAUGACAUCUCCUCAUAAACCACUAAGCCAAUUUCAUCCAAACUUCACAGGAAUGUUCCUUUGGUGGUCACUUUUAAAAAUUGUUCAAAGAAUUUAAUUCCAUGCAGAACUCUGGUUGCCAUGGCAACCGAAAGAAAAAACUUUAAAUAUCUUCUUUUAAAAAGCCCAAAGAGCUAGAGAUUAGAUAUUUGGCAUGAAACAUCUUCUAGUAAGUGUCUACCAAGUGUGUUCAAAUAAAAGCCCUGGGGUCAAAAUUGGCCCUGCCCCAGGGGGUCAUUGAUUUUCCCUAAAUACAUAUAAUAAAAACUUAAAAAUUAUUCUUUUAAAGAAACCAUGGAGCUAGAGCUAAGAUAUUUAGCAUGAAACAUCUUCUAGUAAGUGUCUACCAUGUUUGUUCAAAUAAAAGCCCUGGGGUCAAAAUUGGCCCCGCCCCAGGGGGUCAUUGAUUUUCCCUAUAUGCAUAUAGUAAAAACUUAAAAAAUCUUCUUUUAAAGAACCCAUAGAGCUAUAGCUAAGAUAUCUAGCAUGAAACAUCUUCUAAUAAGUGUCUACCAAGUUUGUUCAAAUAAAAGCCCUUGGGUCAAAAUUGGCCCCGCCCCAGGGGGUCAUUUAUUUUCUCUAUAUGCAUAUAGUGAAAACUUAAAAAAUCUUCUUUUAAAGAACCCAAAGAGCUAGGGCUAAGAUAUUUAGCAUGAAACAUGUUCUAAUGGGUGUCUAAAAGGUUUGUUCAAAUAAAAGCCCUGGGGUCAAAAUUGGCCCUGCCCCGGGGGUCAUUGAUUUUUCCUAUAUGCAUAAUAGUAAAAACUUAAAAAAAUUUCUUUUAAAGAACCCAUAGAGCUAGAGCUAAGAUAUUUAGCAUGAAACAUCUUCUAAUAAGUGUCUACCAAGUUUGUUCAAAUAAAAGCCCUGGGGUCACAAUUGGCCCCGCCCCAGGGGGUCAUUGAUUUUCCCUAUAUGCAUAUAGUAAAUACUUAAAAAAUCUUCUUUUAAAGAACCCAUAGAGCUAGAGCUAAGAUAUUUAGCAUGAAACAUCUUCUAAUAAGUGUCUACCAAGUUUGUUCAAAUAAAAGCCCUGGGGUCAAAAUUGGCCCCGCCCCAGGGGGUCAUUGAUUUUUCCUAUAUGCAUAUAGUAAAAACUUUAAAAAUCUUCUUUUAAAGAACCCAAAGAGCUAGAGCUAAGAUAUUUAGCAUUAAACAUGUGCUAAUGGGUGUCUACAAAGUUUGUUCAAGUAAAAGCCCUGGGGUCAAAAUUGGCCUGGCCCCAGGGGGUCAUUUAUUUUCCUUAUAUGUGUAUAGCAAAAACUUAAAAAAUCUUCUUUGAAAAAACCCAAAUAGCUAGGGUUUAGAUAUUAAGCAUGAAACAUCUUCUAGUGAGUGUCUACAAAGUUUGUUCAAGUAAAAGCCCUGAGGUCAAAAUUGGCCCUGCCCUGUGGGUCAUUGAUUUUCCUUAUAUGUGUAUGGCAAAAACUUAAAAAUCUUCUUUGAAAAACCCAAAUAGCUAGAGUUUAGAUAUUAAGCAUGAAACAUCUUCUAGUAAGUGUCUACAAAGUUUGUUCAAAUAAUAGCCUUGGGGCUUAAACUGGCCCCGCCCCAGAGGUGUCAUUGUUUUUAACUAUAUAUGUGUAUAGUAAAAACUGAAAAAAUCUUCUUUUAAAAAUCCCAAUGAGCUAGAGGUUAGAUUGCAGAAAACAUCUUUUUGUGGGUGUCUACCAAGUUUGAUCAAAUAAAAGCCCUUGGGUUAAAAUUGGCCCUGCCAAAGGGGGGUUGGGGAGGUCAUUGUUUUUCAUUAUAUGUUUGUAGUAAAAACUUAACAUCAUGAAACAUCUUCUAAUGAGUGUCUUCCAAGUUUGUUCAAAUAAAAGCCCUGGGGUUUAAACUAGCCCCGCUCCGGGGGCCUAAAUACAGGUGAGCGACCUCAGGGCCAUCAUGGCCCUCUUGUAUAAAUUUAGGUGCCAAACUGCCAUCAAUCAAUAAGCAUUGCAAUAUUUGAAUUAUUUACAAAAUUCAGGUGCCACACUGCCUUCAUUGAUUAAGCAUUGCAGUAUUUGAAUUAUUUACAAAUUCAGGUGCCAAACUGCCUUUAAUCAAUUAAGCAUUGCAAUAUUUGAAUUAUUUACAAAUUCAGGUGCCACACUGCCAUCAAUCAAUUAAGCAUUGCAAUAUUUGAAUAAUUUAUAAAUUCAGGUGUCAAACUGCCUUCAAUCAUGUGAAUCAUGUUUUUUUAUUUUUAUUGUUAUUGUUAAGUUUCAAAAGUAAUCAUGUCUGCAUCCAUGUAUAUAUAUGUAUUACAUCAUUAUUUUACAAAAAAUGUUUCGAAAUAUUUGGUUUAUACAGAAUUUAUUUUAGUUUGAUUGUAUAGGAAGCUAUAAGCUUAUAGACACAUUUUCAAAUACUUUCCUGGAACCAACCAGUACUGAGCAAUGAGUGUAAAGUUUUUUGCUCAAGGAAACAACGUCUUGCUCCUGACAGGGUUUGAACCCAUGCGGCUAGCGAUCAUUAGCUAGACCGACACGUUAACCACUCUGCCAUGCUGCCACUGUUUCAAAAAAUAUUUAAUCAAGCAUCAGCCUUCAAUAAUUGGGAGACAAGAAGAAAAAUUAAUUUACCAUCUUUUUAAAUAAAACAGGCUUUCGUCUUUAGCAGGGUGCUGGGGUUCCAAUUGAAACAGAAUUUCGUCUUUAGCAGGGUGCUGGGGUUCCAAAUGAAACAGGAUUUCGUCUUUAGCACGGUGCUGGGGUUCCAAAUGAAACAGGAUUUUGUCUUUAGCAGGGUGGGGUUCCAAAUGAAACAGGAUUUCGUCUUUAGCACGGUGCUGGGGUUCCAAAUGAAACAGGAUUUCGUCUUUAGCACGGUGCUGGGGUUCCAAAUGAAACAGGAUUUCGUCUUUAGCAGGGUGCUGGGGUUCCAAAUGAAACAGGAUUUCAUCUUUAGCAGGUUGCUAGGGUUCUAAAUAAAACAGGAUAAUGUCUUUAGCAGGGUGCUGGGGUUCCAAAUGAAACAGGAUUUUUUCUUUGGCAGGUUGCUUAACAAGGUUUUCAUUCUUUAGCAGAGCACUUGGGCUCCUAAUGAAAUGGGUUCUUCAUUCUUUGACAAGGUGCUUGGUUUACAUUUAAAACAAGGUUUUUCCUUCUUAAAGCAGCACGCCUCCAGAUUCAUGCUUAUUUUCAUGAAAAUUUUGAAAAUGUAUUUGAAUGUACUGUAUCAUAUUGUGAAAUAACCAAAAGGAAGCAAUUUACACAUUAUCAAUGGCACUUACAACCCAUGUAAAUUACAAAAAAGUGGUCAAAAUAUGCAUAAAUAGCCCUUACUGCGUUUGUUAAGCAGUAGAAAUAUACUUGUAAAUACCGAAAAAUCAGUCAUUAACCGCAUAUAACAUGUAAAAUAUUACUUGAAUCUUGAAUCAUUUUACCUUUCCUAAAAUUUUUGUACAUAUUUCUCACGUUUGAUUUUAUUGAAAUAUUUUGACUCAUCUGGAGGCAAGCAGCUUUAAAAUAAAUAGCUUGGUGCUUGGUUAGGAAAUGAAACAGGAUUUUUCCUAGUUUGGCAGUAGCCUGGCCAAAAUGGCAAAAUUGAAAAUGUUGCAGACUUAGUUUGAUUUAGCUAAUUAUAGAUGGUACUGGUAAAUUCAGAAUUCCGUCUAUGUCUCUGAAGCAGUAUUUAACAUUUAUACAUGACAAUGGUGGAAGUUGUUAGAAUUAAGAAACAUCCCCAAAUGUUUUCAUGAUAUUUUCAAACUUUUUUUGAGUCACAUUUAAAUGUAUCAUGUUCACUGGUCAUUUUAUUUAGAUUUUAAUUUUAUUAAAGACUUUGUUUUACCAUGGAUUUAUACAAACACUUCACAGAUUAUGUAUUUCCAUUGAUUUAUGCAAACACUAACAACGAAUGUGUGUUACCAUUGAUUUAUGCAAACAUUAAGUCCAACAAACUAUGUAUUACCAUUGUUUUUUGCUAGUACAAUCAUAAAUUUGUAUUACCAUUGAUUUAUGCAAACAUCUACAAACUAUGUAUUACCACUGAAUUAUGCAAACAUUAAAAGACUUUGUAUUACCAUUGAUUUAUGCAAACACUUUAUAGAUUAUGUACUAUAACCAUUGAUUUAUGCAAACACUUAACAGAUUAUGUACUAUAACCAUUGAUUUAUGCAAACACUGAACAGAUUAUGUACUAUAACCAUUGAUUUAUGCAAACACUGAACAGAUUAUGUACUAUAACUAUUGAUUUAUGCAAACACUGAACAGAUUAUGUACUAUAACCAUUGAUUUAUGCAAACACUGAACAGAUUAUGUACUAUAACCAUUGAUUUAUGCAAACACUGAACAGAUUAUGUACUAUAACUAUUGAUUUAUGCAAACACUGAACAGAUUAUGUACUAUAACCAUUGAUUUAUGCAAACACUUAACAGAUUAUGUAUAACCAUUGAUUUAUGCAAACACUUAACAGAUUAUGUACUAUAACCAUUGAUUUAUGCAAACACUGAACAGAUUAUGUAUUACCUUUGAUUUAUGCAAACAUUACUGAAUUAUUUAUCAUUGUCCAUCAUUGUAUUGUAUUUUAUUGAGAUGCUGUUAUUAUAUUUUGUGUUGGGUCAAGAGCUCAUUGGCCUGAACCAGUAUGUUGUUGUCCAUACAUGGUCAAUUCUUCUUUUUUUUCAUCUUAUAUGAGCGGCGUCACGACAAAACCAACAUAAUGGGUUUGCGACCAGCAUGGAUCCAGAACAGCCUGCGCAUCCGCAUCCGCGCAGUCUGAUCAGGAUCCAUGCUGUUCGCUUACAAACCCUAUAACAAGUAAAGAAACUGAUAGCAAACAGCAUGGAUCCUGAUCAGACUGCUCAGGCUGGUCUGGAUCCAUGCUGGUCGCAAACGCAUUAUGUUGGUUUUCUCAUGACACGGCUUAAAUACAGGUUGUUUUUAUAUAUCUUUGCAUGAAUGUAUUUUGAGGCACAGUGUUGGUUGUGUGGAAGAUUCAGGUCCUUGUGGCCAAGGUCAAGGUCACAUGCAGAUGUCAAAGGUCAGAUAUGAAAAUGAGGGUAAUAAAGAUUGGUGUUGCUUUCAUUUUGUAACAGCCAAGAUAACCAAUAUCAUCAUUCCAGUUUUGGCGCUAUAUGUCCUAAAUUGUGUUGGUGCGUUGUAAAACCAAACAAACAAAGCUAAGGGUAUUUAUUUAUGCCCUCUUAUUUGAAAUGUUAAGUUCUCCACAAAACUAUACUAUAUUUAAACAUUAAGCACAAACUGUUUCAGUCCUUUAUAUAUGGAAAGAUCCAUUUAUUAAAAUAAUAAUUAAUUUGACGCUAGGCCACCUAAUUUCUGGGACAGUCCCGGACGUUUUGGCAUGUAUGGUAUGUGAUGGCAGUUCCGGGUGACGAGGGAUAACAACAUGUCUUCAUCUGUAUAACAUUUGUUGACCAUCACAGAUCACCCAUCAAGGACCUGCAACCUUACACCUCAUUUAAAUUUGUAAAUAAAAGAAAACCUUUUAUAUUUCUUAAGGAAAUAUUUAUAUUUGAAUUUUUUUUUUAUUUCUAGGGCAACUUUUAUAUUUCUAAGGAAAUUUUUUGAUUUCUAGAGCAACUUUUAUAUUUCUAAGGAAACUUUUACAUUUUUCAGGAAAUUUUUAUAUUUCUAAGGAAACUCAUACAGUCUAACUUGCCCAUGCGACCACGUGUAUUAAGCGACUUUUGUCUUAUGCGGCCACUUUGAAUUCCCCCCGAUCAUUUUCUCUCUAUAUCUUUAGUGUAUUUAGCGACUUUUGCUCAACGCGACCGACCGCUAAUUAGUCAGCUAAUUGAAAUCAAUUUUUUCAUUAAACGACCACUUUACCUGUUUUUAGUGAACGCCGCCUCGUAAUGUCACAAGUGUCAACAAUCAAAACACAAUUUAAAAAUGUGUGAAAAACUCUAUUUGCCAAACCGUUUUAGUGUAUGCAAAUGAAGGUAGGUAUACGCGUGACGUGUAUUAUCCAAUAAUAUCGAUAAAACAAUGCAACUCUCCGCCCCUACUCAGAUGGUGUAUGCGCUCAGCUGUUGAUAUUUAAAGACUGCAUAGAAUUGACCUUGAACUUGAUCAGCAAUAAAAUUAAUUGUUACAAUCAGAUGUAGUUUGUUUAUUUCAAAUGAAAAAUGUACACCAGAAAGCGCUUCACAUAUUAGGGUUUUCAUGUUUGAGACAAGGAAAUACAACGGAGAAGUUCAAAAAUUCGGGAAAAAAUGUCAAACAUGUACGUAAUAGAUCAAAACUGUUUUCUCAAUAAAUAUCAGACAGUUAUUUUAUACAGUAGCAUCCAUUUAGAUUAUCGGAGCGUUCUAAUUAUUAAACAUUUGUAUUAAUGAAGUUGAAAAACAUUCCGCAAAAUAAAGAUGUCAUGUAUAAAUUUUGAUUUUUUAUCAUGCUUUGUCUUAAGAAACCGUUUAAUUAAGUGACCGUUUUGGGUGUUUCCCGUGCGCGGUCGCUUAAUGCAAGUAUGACUUUACAUGUAUUUCUAUGGACUCUUUUAUAUUUCUAGGGAACCUGUCAUAUUUUUUGGUAAUCUUCCAUAUUUCUAUGGAAUCUUUUAUAUUUCCAGGGAAUCUUUUACAUUUCUAGGGAAACUGUCAUAUUUCUAUGAAAAUUUUAUGAUUUCUAGGGAAACUUAAAUAUUUCUAAGGAAACUUACAUAUUUCUUGUAAAAAGUUAUCAUAGACAUUUUUCUUUGUAGUCAUUUUCAUUUAUGCUUCAAAUUACAGAUAUAUUUAGCAUUUCUUUCAUUUUCUUUGUGCAUGCAAACAGGUAAAUAAAGUUUAUAAUCAUCUGUCA
Messenger RNA from Ruditapes philippinarum (Manila clam), 9510 nucleotides. Its product is annotated as caspase-1-like. The record is from RefSeq and is a predicted model, not a curated record. The transcript has 6 exons. Lineage: Eukaryota; Metazoa; Mollusca; Bivalvia; Venerida; Veneridae. Gene Ontology annotation, cellular component: cytoplasm. Gene Ontology annotation, biological process: proteolysis; apoptotic process. The coding region runs from base 212 to 1348 and encodes 378 amino acids.